Molecule: messenger RNA, 1169 nt
Organism: Micropterus salmoides (largemouth bass)
Lineage: Eukaryota; Metazoa; Chordata; Actinopteri; Centrarchiformes; Centrarchidae
Product: protein max-like
Exons: 4
Coding region: 145-612 (155 amino acids)
Biological process (GO): positive regulation of transcription by RNA polymerase II
Cellular component (GO): RNA polymerase II transcription regulator complex
Molecular function (GO): protein dimerization activity; DNA-binding transcription factor activity
Source: RefSeq, a predicted model, not a curated record
GCGAAUCACGUGUAGAGAACCGUUGAUCGUCAUGUAUCUGCUGUAGCAGAGCUCCGUGCUAGAUUUUGUUACUUGCCUCCAGUUGUCGCUGCACUUUGUUUUGACAGCUGCUUGUUUUCUUUUCCCAUACCUUUUUACCGAAGAAUGAGCGAAAACGAUGACAUCGAAGUCGACAGCGAUGCAGACAAGCGAGCACAUCACAAUGCGCUUGAGCGCAAACGCAGGGACCAUAUUAAAGACAGCUUUCACGGUUUACGAGAUUCUGUGCCUGCAUUACAAGGGGAGAAGAACUCUGUCAAACAGGCUUCCCGAGCACAGAUUCUAGACAAAGCCACUGAGUACAUCCAGUACAUGAGGCGAAAAAACCAUACCCACCAGCAAGACAUUGAUGACCUAAAGAAGCAGAACGCACUGUUGGAGCAGCAGGUUCGUGCACUGGAGAAGGCCAAGGGGAACAACCAGCUCCAGACAAGCUACUCUUCUGAUAGCAGCUUGUACACAAACCGUAAAGGGAGCGCAGUGUCUGCCUUUGACGGUGGGUCCGACUCCAGCUCUGAGUCAGAGCCAGACGAGCCACCCAACAGAAAGAAGCUACGCGUGGAGGCCAGCUAGACUUGCCCCCUCCCCUCCAAAUCCCGGUUCCCCAAAAAGACUCUUUUUGCCCACCAGCCCCGACUCCUCUUACCUGUCCACUCUCAGUCCCGCCUUCUUCCGCCAGACUGUGUGAGAGAGGUGCUAUUAUGUAUAAAACGCUUCUACCUUGCUUUUUCCUCUUGGCAAGCAUCCCGUCGCUCCUUUUGUGGCCCAGCAACAACUUUUUAAGACCCCCAAAUUGAGGCAGCUCUGCAGUUUUGAAGGACUUUAUGCUUUUCAAACAUCAUGAUAACUAUUCAUAAUCAAAUGUGGGGAUUACAAGGUAUGAGGCUUUGGUGAAGCUACAGAAAAUAAAAUGAUUUAUUUUUUUUGUUGGAGAUGUGAGACGCUACAAGCUUCGACAAAAUUGUAAUUAGUGAUAGUUUUACCUUUUUAAUAUUAAUCAUCAUUAAUCAAAUGGAUCCCUCUAUUUAUAGUGAUGCACCAAAAUUGAUUUCUCACCCUUAUAUCUGAUCUCCUUUAUGUUUGGCUUGAGAUUUUCCAGAGAACACAGGAGAAUAAACAAGUGGACCUGC